Xenia sp. Carnegie-2017 is the source of this 1870-nucleotide messenger RNA. RefSeq lists its product as uncharacterized. The record is from RefSeq and is a predicted model, not a curated record. Lineage: Eukaryota; Metazoa; Cnidaria; Anthozoa; Malacalcyonacea; Xeniidae. The coding region runs from base 33 to 593 and encodes 186 amino acids. Gene Ontology annotation, molecular function: protein binding. The transcript is spliced from 2 exons. Gene Ontology annotation, biological process: regulation of apoptotic process.
AAUAGCACAAUAUAAUUAUUUAAACUAUAAACAUGGCUGGUAUUGAGUCUGGAUUUGAACGCGAUAAAAGUCCAGAUGAGAUAAUAAAAAAAGUUCCAGAAAUACGGGUAAUCUUGAGGAACAUUGCGGAUGAGUUAACAACAUCUGAAUUGAAUGCAAUGAUCUUUUUGGCCAGAGAUGAUCUGCCCAAGGGUAAAUGCGAGAAUAUGACUCCGCUAGCAUUUUUGGUGGCUUUGGAGGAACGACAGUUAAUUGACACUAAGGAGAAGAAGAUGGAUUACUUGGUGAAUCUUUUAAGUCAUUUACCGCGCGUUGAUUUAAUGAAGAAGCUUACGGGAAAGAAUUAUAUUUCGUUUGGAUAUAGUCAGGUCGAGAAUGUUGUUAUCGAAGAAAAUGUUACCAUUAACAAUUGUGUCGUCGCAAGCGCAUCAACUGAGAAAAACAUUGUUGAAAUUCAUUCCACUACAAGUAAUUUUGAGGAGAAUGAAGUGAGUGGUAUUAAACAAUUUUUAGAGGAAGCCGAUGUGAUGUAUCAAAGAUAUAGGCAAAUGGAAAUUGAUUUAGGAGAAGCCAUGGCAGGAAUGCCGAAUUGAUAAGAAAAAACCAAGAAUUAGAAUCAGAAAUUUACGAGUUGAAGAACAAUCAGUGCCAUUUGACACAAGAACGUAAUUGUGCUUUAGGGGAAAAAGCGAAAUUUGUUUUUCGAGAGAGCGAAGCUAAAAAAGAAUUGAAUGAUUUAAAGUGCAUGGUUGACUCGCUGAGCAAGGAAAGUGCUAAAGAUAAAAACCUUAUUUCCAAUAAAGAUAGACAGAUCAAUGAGUUAAAUGAAACUUUAAAGGUGUACGAACAUGCAGCCAUUCAAAUGAAAUCUAUUAAUGAAAGAAUUGAUGAAGAGAAAGCGGAACUGGAGAAGCAAUUAUUGGAAUGGAAAACAGAGACCAAAGAAAACACUCAAGUUUUAUGCAAACGUUGUGGAUUAAUGUUCGAUCCAGCAAAUAACUCAAAGGAUGCAUGCGUUUCACAUCCUGGAAAAUUUGAAUGGGCUGGUUCUGUGUUAAAGAGAAGGGAAUGGUCAUGUUGUAAGAGUACAAAUGCCAAUGCGGUAGGAUGUUGUAAGAAAAAGCAUUUGUUCAUAGAACCUCUGUUAUCCCCAGGUAUUAACACAUUAGACAGGAAAUACACUAUUUAAUUGACAGCAUACUCAGUUUUUUCUACCAUAUUGAUGAUUUUAGUAUAAUUUGUAAGAAAAAGUAAUUGUUGAUAGGAAUUUUAUCAUCCCCUGAUAUUUACCAUUAGGCAGGAAAUAUGCAAUUGACCAAAGGUCUUUGGUCUUUGCAACUAUAUUGAUGAUUUUAAAAUAAAUAAGAUGUAAGAACCUAUAUUAUAUUCCCAGAUAUUGACACAUUGGGCAGUAAAUACACUAUGCAAUAGAGAAAAUACACUUAGUUUUUGUAAUUUAUUAUUUAUUUUUUAUGAAUUUGUUACAUCCAUUGAUUUAUAAAGUUGACACUGCACUUGUAACAUGAAAUUACGUCAUCACCCAAUUUUUGAACUUCAUUCUUGAAACGACAAGUUUGUAUGUUAUUGUAUUAAAAUAUACAUGAAAUGUAAAUUUUUAGAGAAUUCAUGAGCAUUUUUUCAUAAUUAAUUAAAACCUUUUUUUCAUAUGCCAAUGGAGAGUUGACUCAAAUUCUUUGAAUAAUAUGAGAGCUUAAUUCUAAGAAAAGAGGAAGGCAAUGUGAAACUGAACAUGUUGUUUUUGUGUGCCAGUACUGAAAUUUGACAUUUGCUAUAAUCCAAAUAUUGACUUGGUGUUGACAUAUCUGUAAUAUAUCAAUAUUUUUAAAUUUAAUACCACUCCUUUGGCUGA